AUGCUCGACGGAACCUCGGAUAUGGAAUGGAUGGUCGACCGGCUAAUGUGGCUCAUAAAAGAAGAAAUUCAGAGUUCAGCCUCGGAAUCUGAGCGUCUCCCGCCGCUUUCCAAGCUACGCUCUCUUUGGUUGCUAGAUGACCUCGAUGAGAAGUGCGAGCUUUUUAUUCAACUUUUCCUCGGCAUCCCCUCGCUGCGCGACUUACACUGCCGGAAGGUCGAUUUGGAGGACUGCUUAGUAGCGUGGCGCUGCCAAAACCUAUCGAGCGCCGAGACAGCCAUAUUUGUUCAAUGCUCUAUAUCGUCUGACGACCUAAACGACUUAUGCAACGCAUGCACAGCGCUGAAAGUGUUAGUGCUGGACGAGUCUUCUGUGUUUUCUGACAAGUUAGAACUCGAGACACUGCAUCAAUCACUACUUUUACAUCGCCACUCGCUCAAGCGAUUGGUCCUAGACCGUGGCCUUUCCGUUGGAGACUACGAUGACCCACAUCCACCGAUGGACCCUUUAAACUCAAUGCAGCACCUCAAGGAACUUUCCAUCACUACACAACUCCUCACGGGUAAUGACUCUGGAAACCAAGUGGAGCCGAACGCAUUGCUGGACUGGUUCCCCCACUCUCUUGAGGUGUUGACGAUCAAUUCGUACAUUGGUACUGACAUCACCUUCCAAGAGUUUCUUGGUUCUCUGGCACACGCAGGAAGGGCAAAGAUGCCGAGUCUGAGGCUCAUAGAGGUUUAUGAGUUAGAUUUUAUGGCAUUCUCUGGAAUGAGUGCAUUAAUGCGAAGAUCAAGAAGCAGCUUGAUCCACUAA
Aplosporella prunicola CBS 121167 is the source of this 813-nucleotide messenger RNA. RefSeq lists its product as uncharacterized. The record is from RefSeq and is a predicted model, not a curated record. The transcript has a single exon. Bases 1 to 813 code for a protein of 270 amino acids. NCBI's taxonomy places the organism in Eukaryota, Fungi, Ascomycota, Dothideomycetes, Botryosphaeriales, Aplosporellaceae.